Mustela erminea (ermine) is the source of this 3424-nucleotide messenger RNA. RefSeq names its product double zinc ribbon and ankyrin repeat domains 1 (gene DZANK1). The transcript has 22 exons. The record is from RefSeq and is a predicted model, not a curated record. Gene Ontology annotation, biological process: eye photoreceptor cell development. Gene Ontology annotation, molecular function: protein binding. Bases 867 to 3152 code for a protein of 761 amino acids. Lineage: Eukaryota; Metazoa; Chordata; Mammalia; Carnivora; Mustelidae.
ACCCAGGAGGCGGCCUUGGAGAGGGCAAGAGGAGGUGAGAGGUGGGCUUCCUGACUGGGGACCGUGGCGGUAUCUCGGGGCCCCAUUCCAGGUCCCGGUGGCUAGAGGAGGAGGGGGGAGGCGGAGAAAGGGCUCCCUCACUCCAGCUGAAAGGAAGCGGGCGCCCUUAUUUGCCCCUGAUGGACAGGGACAGGGACCGGAAGGGGUUCCGGAUCCGGGAGGCGAGGGGGCGGUAUUGAUAGAAAGAGUUGAGGGGUUAAGGAUGCCAUUGAUUUCAGACUGCCAUGUGGACCUAGCAUGUCGGUCUACGUCUUGAUCCUCCUCGCCUGGGCCCACUGGCCGCCCUAGCCUCCCAAAGGUAGCUCCUAAUUGCAGCGGCUGAAGCCUGGUACUCUGCCAUCCUUCUAAAAUUUCUUUGCAGCUUUCUAAUGCAAGAACCACCUCGCAACAACAGCAGGGCCUUGGACCUAGAGCUUUCCCAAGGGAGUUGGCUCUAAAUGAACAUUUCAUGCCACAUACAGAGUUACUUCUGUUCCUCUUGGGUGAUGACUUACCCUGAAGUCAAGAGAGGUGGCAUGUUGACAAAAGGCAAGAAAGGGUGAUAAUGAUUACGGGGAAGCUCAGAUCAGAUCAGUAGUGAUGGUCUCUGUUCUGAUAGAUAGUAGUCUCCCCUUAUCUGCAGUUUUGCUUUCCAUGGUUACUCUUACCUGCAGUCAACUGGGGCCUAGAAGCAGAUGAUCCUCUUUCUGAUGGCAGAAGGUCAGUGGUAGCCUAAUGUCACAUCACAGUGUCUAAGUCAUUCACCUCACUUCAUCUCAUCACGGAAGCAUUUUGUCAUCUCACAUCAUCACAAGAAGGGAGGGAAGAUGACUGCAGGCUCAGUGUGUGUCCCUCAGAUCAUACCAUUGCGAGUGCCUCCCCCCGGAAGAGCCAACCAUGAAAUUGAUAACAAUACACUUUUGGAAAUGAAAUCUGACACUCCUGAUGUUAUCAUAUAUUAUACCCUGGAUGGCAGCAAACCUGAAUUUCUAAAGAGAAUUGGUUAUGGUGAAAAUAAUACAUAUAAGUACACGAAGCCUAUCACUCUGCCUGAUGGAAAAAUACAAGUUAAAGCUGUUGCAGUCUCUAAGGACUGCAGACAGAGUGGCAUUGUAACAAAGGUGUUUCAGGUGGGCUGCGAACCAGCAAAUACAGUCUCUUCAGAAAACCAUUUUGGAAAUGUCCUCAAAGAGUCUUCCAAGCAAGAAUUGAAAAAUGGAUUUGUUGAAUCAAAACUGUGGAAGAAAUACAAGAAUGCUGAAAAUAAACACGAUUGGAAUCUUAACCUUAGAAAGUCUGCAGAUCUUGAAGUAGGUGAAAGAACUGACUCUAAAACAUGGAAGGAUCUUCGUUUCUUAGAGAGUCCACUGGAAAUCCCACCUCACCAUGAAGAAUCAGGUUCUAGACCACCCACCCGCCAGUCUCAGUUCCCUAGUUUUGCUCACAUAACUGGCCAGAAGAGUUUGACAAGCACAGAGAUCAUGAGAAUUCAAAGAGAGACAGACUUUCUCAAAUGUGUCCACUGCCUGGCCCCCCGCCCAUCUGACCCCUUUGCUCGCUUCUGUCAAGAAUGUGGCUCUCCUGUCCCACCCAUAUUUGGCUGUCGUCUCCCACCCCCAGAAGGAGCUCAGAUGGGCUUAUGUGCAGAGUGCGGAAACAUGGUGCCCAUGAACACUCCCAUCUGUGUGGUGUGUGAGGCCUCUCUUACCCUACAGCUGCAGCCACAGGCCAGCCUCCGCUUGAAGGAGAAAGUAGUCUGCCGCACCUGUGGCACAGGGAAUCCAGCUCACCUGAAAUACUGUGUCACCUGUGAGGGGGCCCUGCCUUCAUCUCAGGAGCGCAUGCAUGGUGGAGAGAAACCCCCUUCUCCGCCCACUCAGAAAGGGGAGACCAUUUCCUGCUCCAAGUGUGGUCGCACGAAUCGCAGGGAAGCUUGCUUCUGUGACUGGUGUGGAGCCAAGCCAGGCAUCUCUGUUUUCUACUCUGUUUGCCCCAAAUGUGGGGCCAGCAAUCACCCAUCUGCCCAAUUCUGUGGUUCCUGUGGUAUUUAUGUGACAUCCUUGGCAAGACUUAACCUGGACAACAGCCUGGCCCUAGCCACUGGAGGACUUGGCCCUUUUCCUCAGCCCCGAUCUGCCUGGCAGUCCCUAAAUGUUCCUUUACCCAGACCUGAUGCUGGGACUCGGAAGGAUGUGGGCACACAGACUGCUGGCCUGUUCUACCCAUCUGGCACGCUACUAGCCAAAAAGGAACAGGAAAUGGCUUCUCAGAAGCAGAGGCAGAAGAUGAGUGGCCAUAAACCUCUCCUCACAGCCAUCAGCCCAGGAAGAGGAUACUGGAGAAAACAGUUGGAUCAUAUCUCUGCCCACCUCAGGUCUUAUGCUCAGAACAACCCUGAAUUCCGGGCCUUGAUCGCAGAACCCAGAAUGGGAAAGCUCAUCUCCGCUACUGUCCAUGAAGAUGGCUAUCAAGUUAGCAUCCAGCUGAAUUAUAUUCAAGUAUCCAACAAGAAUCUUUACCUCAGCAAGGCGGUGGAUUUCAGCAACCACUUUCUGAGCAGUGUCACCGAGGGUGGUGAUGGGCCAUUUGGCAGCAGGUCCAGCUUGGUGAGUGACUACAGCCAGAGUACCUCAGAUACCACUGAAAAAGUCAAGAGGACAAAGAAUUUCAAGACCAAAAUAUUUCAAGAAAAGAAGCUGCUCACACCUGAAAACCGUCUCCUGCUGAAGGAAGUUGGACCGACAGGGGAAGGGAGAGUCUCUGUGGUUGAACAGCUACUCGAGGAGGGAGCAGAUCCCAACUGCAGGGAUGGCGAAGAGCAACCCGUGAUAACCAAGGCCGUUGUGAACAAGCACCAUGAAGUGAUUCCAGUCCUUGUGCAGAGAGGAGCAGACACGGAGCAGCGCUGGGGCCCGCUCCAAAACACAGCUCUUCAUGAAGCUACUCUGCUUGGCCUGGCAGGAAGGGAGUGCGUCGCUGCUUUACUGCGGUGCAAUGCAAGCAUCCAAAAGAAGAACAUGAAUGGCCAGACGCCAUAUGACCUGGCUCUGCAGGCUGGGGAUGAUGUCAUCACCUCGCUCUUUGCUGCUAAGCUCAGCCUGGACGACUCAUAGACCCCAAGGGCCUGCAGAGGACCUAAUUGCAAGAAACCAUCCAGUUCUGGCUGUUCUUUGUUUCUUUCUGAGAUGUGGAUUGGCAGUUUGAGAAUUGAGAUGGAAAGGAACUCAUAAGACUUUUUUAUUUUUUUAAUACAACACUGUAAGCCACCAUGCAGGCAUUUCCCAAUAUGCUGUCGAUGGUGACGAACUUAAUGUAUGUCUUUUUUUUUUUUUUUAAGGGUUUGUUGCUGCUUAUUUUAGAAUUUUCUUUUAAAUUUAUUUUUCAG